This is a messenger RNA of Didymodactylos carnosus, 1093 nucleotides long. The record is from the annotation of a GenBank genome assembly. Lineage: Eukaryota; Metazoa; Rotifera; Eurotatoria; Philodinida; Philodinidae.
AUGACAAUGAUUUCUGAUUCUCAACUAACAAUAUCUUCGACUGAUCAAUCUCAACUAUCUUCAUUAUUAUCAGAUUUUUCCUUUUUUAUUCAUCAACCACCUGAUCGUAUUGAUCUCAUUGAUCGUACUUGUUCAGUAUGUUUACAAUUAUUAACACGUGUACCAUCGGCAAGAGAAGCUAUAUUUGAUUAUUUAAAUACUAUUCUUAAUAUUAGUGUGCAUUGUUAUAUACAAAAAGAAGUUGUUGUUGCUACAAGUGUUACUGAUCUUCUAAUACAAAUUGAAUCAAAAUUAACAUCAUUAGCUAAACAGACAAAUGCCUGGGCAAAUAUACUGGCACAAUGGUCAAUUGAUCAACUAUAUCAUAUGACAAUGCGUUAUUCAACUGAACAAAGUGUAAAAGAUUGUAAAACUCGAGAAGAUCGAAUUAAUUUAUGGACAUCUUGUCAAGCAACAAUGACACUAAUUAAAAUAGCAUCUGCUUGUAUUUUAAAUGAUUCUGUUGCUGCUGAUAAUGCGAUUAAUAAAUUUCUUGAAGCAUCCAUAUUAAGUCGGCCAGCAUUCGAAUGGGUUACCGUUAGUCUAAGUUUACGUUGUGGUCAUCUAUUAAUAUCACGUUUAAUUAAUUUGAGUUUAGAAGAAAUAAGUCAACCACAUUAUGUAAGAAAUGUACCGAGAAUAUUUGCAGUCUGGUCAUCAUUAGAAGUAAUUGCUGAACAAGAACCACAAUUAUUUAAUCAAGCACUCAUGGAACAAAUACAGAAUUUAUUACAAUCAACAGAAUUUUCUAAACAAACAAAUAUCUCAGCAUUAAUCAAAAUGACCGCUGUUGUUACUGAUCCAUUAUGUGAUCUUGUCUAUUAUUCAUUAUACAAAUGUUUAAAUACAUUAACAUUAAGAAAAUUGUGUGCCAAAAUGAAACAAGGAAUGAAUACUGAACAAAUUGACACAUUAGCAAAAGAAUUUAUAUCCGGUUUGAUGCGAAUACGUACAGAUUCUUUUCAUAUUUUACAAUUUAUUAUAAAUUUAAUUGGUGCAGAUGAUGAUGUUGAACAACAACGUGAUACAGAUGAAAUUGAAUUAACGUUACGUG